Molecule: messenger RNA, 1809 nt
Organism: Trichomycterus rosablanca
Lineage: Eukaryota; Metazoa; Chordata; Actinopteri; Siluriformes; Trichomycteridae
Product: glucose-6-phosphate 1-dehydrogenase-like
Exons: 14
Coding region: 98-1627 (509 amino acids)
Biological process (GO): glucose metabolic process; pentose-phosphate shunt, oxidative branch
Cellular component (GO): cytosol
Molecular function (GO): NADP binding; glucose-6-phosphate dehydrogenase activity
Source: RefSeq, a predicted model, not a curated record
UCGGAUUAACUGCAUUAGCUCUGCACUCAGUUCUCAUGAAUCAUCUGCAGCUCAGGAUCUGCAACUUCCUGUGAACACAUUAAUCGUUGUUGUGAGGAUGGCCAGGGUGGUGCGGACACGCUCGGAGGUGUUUGGUCAGAUCAGGAGGGAGCUGUAUGAUGAGCAUGAUUUUGGUGAAGUCACUCACAUCUUCAUCAUCAUGGGAGCAUCAGGUGACCUCGCUAAGAAGAAGAUUUACCCCACUCUCUGGUGGCUGUUUAAGGACAGACUUCUUCCAAAGGAAACCUACUUUGUUGGCUUUGCCCGUUCCCGCUUGACCCUGGAUGACAUUCGCACUGCCUGUUUACCCUACAUGAAGGUUAAAGAUGAAGAUGACGAGCUUCUCUCAGCAUUUAUUUGUCGGAAUUCUUACCUGGCUGGAAGCUACACUGAGGCAGAGUCUUUCAUCCAGCUUCAGACCCACCUGGACUCGUUGUGCCAUAGUGCUACUGCUAAUCACCUCUUCUACCUGGCACUGCCACCAAGCGUUUACCAUGAUGUCACCAAGAACAUCCGUGAACAUUGCAUGAGCAACAAGGGCUGGAACAGGGUGAUUGUAGAGAAGCCUUUUGGACGGGACCUACAGAGCUCAGAGGAGCUGUCAGCACACCUCUCGGCCCUCUUUAGUGAGGAGCAGAUCUACCGGAUAGACCACUACUUGGGAAAGGAGAUGGUGCAGAACCUCAUGGUACUAAGGUUCGGGAACAGAAUUUUUGGCCCCAUUUGGAACAGGGAGAGUGUGGCCUGUGUGAUUUUAACUUUUAAAGAGCCCUUUGGAACUUAUGGAAGAGGUGGAUACUUUGAUGACUUUGGCAUUAUUCGUGACGUCAUGCAAAAUCAUCUUCUGCAGAUGCUCACUUUGGUCGCCAUGGAGAAACCCGCCUCCACAAGCUCUGAUGACGUGAGAGACGAGAAGGUUAAAGUGCUGAAGUGUAUAUCUCCAGUGGCUCUGAGUGAUGUGGUACUGGGCCAGUAUGUGGGAAACCCAGAGGGAGAAGGAGAUGUUAAGAUGGGUUAUCUGGAUGAUCCCACAGUCCCUGAAGACUCCCACACAGCCACCUUUGCCACUGCGGUGCUCUAUGUUCAUAACGAGCGCUGGGAAGGUGUCCCCUUUGUGCUGCGCUGUGGAAAGGCCCUAAACGAACGCAAGGCCGAGGUGAGGCUGCAGUUUACUGAUGUGCCAGGCGACAUCUUCAACUUGCAGUGCCAGAGAAACGAACUGGUAGUGCGUGUGCAGCCCGAUGAAGCCAUUUAUGCCAAAAUGAUGAGCAAAAAGCCUGGUGUGUAUUUUAACCCAGAGGAGACAGAGCUGGACCUGACCUACCGCAGCAGAUACAAGGACGUAAAGCUUCCCGACGCGUACGAGCGUCUCAUUCUGGAUGUGUUCAGCGGGAGUCAGAUGCACUUUGUACGCAGUGAUGAGCUGCGGGAAGCCUGGAGAAUCUUCACGCCUCUCCUUCACCAAAUCGAGGCAGAGAAGGCACAGCCUAUUCCGUACACGUAUGGAAGCCGCGGACCAAAAGAAGCAGACGAGCUGAUGAAGAGGGUUGGAUUCCGCUACGAAGGAACGUACAAGUACUUGCUUUAACCCGAGGGACAUUAUCUCUCAGCUCGCAGGACAAAGACGCCUGUCUGCUGCCUUUAUCCUCCCUAAUAAGUUUAUGAAGUGGAUUCAUAUAAAUACCAGUUAAGAACAAAUGGCCAAAUUGUAUUACCUGUUUAUACUAGCUGUAUUUUUAUUUGUCUUAAAUAAAAUGCAGCAUCAUUCCA